Molecule: messenger RNA, 2071 nt
Organism: Caenorhabditis angaria
Lineage: Eukaryota; Metazoa; Nematoda; Chromadorea; Rhabditida; Rhabditidae
Source: the annotation of a GenBank genome assembly
AUGGCUUUCAUACUUCCAUCAGGUUUGUCUUCUGUAGUAAAUUAUUAGUUGUAAAUAUUUAGUGUAUGCCUACCUGUCUGUAUGCCUAUCAAAAGAAAUAAUCAGUUGAUAGAUUUAUCAACCACAAAACGUCAUAUUCUUACAGGUUCAUGAUAAAAUGGUUUCAGAAUCAUCAGAAGGAUCACCAAUGUCAAACGGAUUACACAUGAAUGGCCAAGAUUCUCUAGUUCAACCACUUUUGACUGAUUUUUAUCAGGUAUUUUUUGAUAGAGAGCUUUUUCGAUAUUUUGAGGCUUUUAUCGAAUAAUUUCAUGUUUUCACAGAUCACAAUGUGCUACGCAUAUUGGAAAGCUGGAACUCACGAAGAACCGGCAGUUUUCGAUGUGUUCUUCCGUAAAAAUCCAUUCCAUGUAAGUUUUCAUCUACAUAUUAUUCUCAUUUUUUCUCUAAAAUUCAAUUCUUCCAGGGAGAAUACACAGUUUUUGCUGGUUUGGAAGAUUGUUUGAGAUUUGUUGAACAUUUCAGAUUUAGCAAAAGCGGUUAGUUUUUUUAUUCGUUUUAGUUGAUCUAAAAAAUCCCCAGUUUAUUUUAGAUAUCGAAUAUGUUCGAAAGAUUCUGCCAGACAACGCGGAAGAUGAGUUUUUCGAGUUUUUAGAAGGAUUAAAUGGAAAUAAUUUGACAAUCGAAGCAUUGAAAGAGGGUUCUGUUGUAUUUCCAAAAGUUCCACUUCUCACAAUUUCUGGACCAUUGGCAAUCUGCCAACUUCUCGAAACUUCAAUUCUGAAUCUUGUCAAUUAUUCGAGUCUCGUUGCAACAAAUGCUUCAAGAUUCAGACAAGCUUCUGGAAAGAAUAUUCAAUUACUUGAAUUUGGAUUGCGAAGAGCACAAGGACCAAAUGGAGGAUUGACUGCUAGUAAAUAUUGUUUUAUUGGUGGAUUUGAUGGAACAAGUAAUGUAUUAGCUGGAAAAUUAUAUGGUAUUCCGGUUAAAGGAACACAAGCACAUAGUUUUAUUUGCUCGUUUUCGUCGCCAGAAGAAUUAAAGUUUAGAAAAGUUAAACAUCAAAAUCGAAGCGAUGAACAUGAUUUGUAUGAACUGGCAAUUCAAAAAAGAGAUUGGAUUUUGAAACAAUUUCCAUGGGGUGUUAUUCCUUCGGAAAUUUCUGAUGGAGAAUUAUCAGCUUUUGUUGCAUAUGCAGUUGCUUUUCCAAAUGCAUUCCUUGCUUUAAUCGAUACUUAUGAUGUUUUGAGGUAAGAAAAUAAAUCGUAACUGAUGAUUCAGAAUACGUAUAUUUUGUUUUUGAAAAUACUUUUAAAAUUGAACUUAACUUGAUUCUGAAUUUGCCUCAAAUCUAUGAUUUUUCAGAUCUGGAGUUGUGAAUUUCGUCGCUGUCACUCUGGCUCUCAACGAACUCGGUUAUCGAUCUUUGGGAUGUCGAAUUGAUAGUGGUGAUUUGUCAUAUCUUUCCAAAGAACUUCGAUCAAUUUUUGUCAAAGUAGCUGCUUUGUAAGUUAUUUAUUUUCAAAUAAAUUUCCUUUUUAAUAAAGACCCUAUUUUUCUUUUAGAAAUCCAGUGUACAGUUUCUUUGAAACAAUGACAAUUGUUGCAUCAAAUGAUAUCAAUGAAGAAACAAUUAUGUCUUUGAAUGAACAACAACAUGAAAUUAAUGCAUUUGGUGUUGGAACACAUUUAGUUACUUGUCAAAAACAACCAGCUCUUGGUUGUGUUUAUAAAGUGAGUUUCAAGUAUUUUUGGUGUAAAGUCUAGUAUAGUCUAGUUAGAAAUUCACCCAUCAAACAAACAAAGAAACUCACUAAUCGUUGUAAUUUCAUUAGCUCGUCGCACAAUCUUCGAUUCCAAAAAUCAAAUUGAGUCAGGAAGUAUCAAAGAUCACAAUUCCGGGAAAGAAAAAAUGCUAUCGAAUUUAUGGAAAAGCCGGUUAUGCUAUAUUGGAUUUGAUGACUUUGGAAGAUGAAGAAGAGCCAAAACCAAACACACAAAUUCUUGCAAGACAUCCGUUCCAGGUAAUUUUUUUUUGCAAUUUAAUAUUUUUCAAGAAAACUUUCAUUGA